Nelumbo nucifera (sacred lotus) is the source of this 1769-nucleotide messenger RNA. RefSeq names its product zinc transporter ZTP29-like. The record is from RefSeq and is a predicted model, not a curated record. NCBI's taxonomy places the organism in Eukaryota, Viridiplantae, Streptophyta, Magnoliopsida, Proteales, Nelumbonaceae. Gene Ontology annotation, biological process: zinc ion transmembrane transport. Gene Ontology annotation, cellular component: membrane. Gene Ontology annotation, molecular function: zinc ion transmembrane transporter activity.
GAGGAAACGUACAGAUUAGCUGAGCAAGCUUAACGAAAUUGAUGGUAGCUCGUCGGACUCAUCAGUCUCAGUCUCUCUCUCAGGCCGAGAGGCUGAGACAGCUUAAAUAUUGACGAAUUUAAAUCGUUUAGGUCUGUGCUGUGGUGGUGGACCGGUGGUUGUGGCCAAAUUACCCACUCAAUCCCGAGCCUUUCAUCGGUGCUCUGCGUCGUUUUUUCUCGUAGCCUUUUCAUCCAGAAGGCCACAACAGACCACCUUCUUCUCUGUUCCUGCGGGUUGAUUUUUGAAUUGUUCGGAGAUUACAUCACAGUGGUUUUAGUUUCGAGUACGAGCUUUCAUGGAUUCUCAGGUUAUGAUCGCUCUUGCUCUCUCCCUCGUUGGUGGAUUAAGCACGUCGAUAGGUGCACUCUUUGUAAUUAUUAAUCAGGCUCCCAAUAUGAAGAUUCUUGGGAUUUUACAGGGUUUUGCUGCAGGUCUUAUGCUAUGCAUAUCUUUCUUAGAUUUGGCACAUAAUGCUCUGAACUCCAUUGGCUUCUUGAAAGGAAAUCUUUGGUUCUUUGCAGGUGUAAUUUUCUUUGCUGUUAUUGUCAGUUUCAUCCCUGAACCAACAUUGGCUCCUGUAGAUGUGAAAAGUAAAAAGAAAAGUGAUGAUGAAAGGGACAAGGAUCUAAUGAAAAAGCACCGCCGCCAAGUUUUACUGAGUGGAGUUAUCACAGCAAUUGGAAUAAGCUUGCACAAUUUUCCUGAGGGAAUGGCAGUAUUUCUUGGAUCUAUCAAGGGACUCAGGGUUGGUCUCAACUUGGCCUUGGCUAUUGCUUUGCACAACAUCCCAGAGGGUGUGGCUGUAGCACUACCUAUCUAUUUUGCAACACAGAGCAAAUGGCAGGCAUUCAAACUGGCAACCCUAUCUGGAUUUGCUGAACCCAUGGGGGUGGUUAUUGUAGCAUACCUAUUCCCUAUCAGUCUAAGCCCUGAAAUUCUUGAAGGAUUGCUUGGAGCAGUUGGUGGAGUAAUGGCUUUUCUUACCUUGCAUGAAAUGCUACCCUUGUCAUUUGAUUAUGCGGGGCAGAAGCAAGCUGUCAAGUCUGUUUUCUUUGGAAUGGCUUUCAUGUCUGCAAGUUUAUAUCUUCUUGAAAUAAGUUUGCCGAAGGAGAUUAACUUGUAACUGUACUGGAUGAGGACUGAAGAAUGUCUGUGCAUUCCAAGAUAACCAACCUAGGCUCUUCAUAUGUUCAUUGCUUUUAUUUACUUGAUAGCCAACAAGUUGUCUAGCAUACAUCAUCAGCUUCUUCUGAAGGAAGGCAUGUUUUAUCAUCUGCAGAAUGGAAAUAGUCACAAAAGAAAAAAAGGAAACAGAAAAGGGAAGGAAAAAAAAAGAGGUUCAUGUGUUAUAUUCUCCACAUAUCUGGUUCUAUUUCCUCCCUUGAGUGCCUAUUCAAAAUAUAUUCACAUCGUUGUCAUGACUCAAAAUUGUUGUAAUAAAAUCGCCAGUGAGAAGCAUUUUGCUUUCGAUAUGGAAUCAAUAUCCACUGAUGGAAGUGGUUGUAACCGAGAAAGCUUGGGGCCCAUUCAGUGUCCAGAGAAAUGCAGAGUUGUCCAGCAGAAAGUAUUAGAACCUGCAGGACAGUUUAUUUGAUUAAUGGAUGACUGGUAAACAGGGUGUCUUUUUAGAAAUUCCGACAGUUGUUCUUUUUAGGUUGAUGGUUUACCUGAUUGCUGAGAGAUGCACUUAAAAAAAGGAGGAUCAGAACUUGGUGAUCUUAUCAACC